UUUAAGGAUGUAGCUAUAGACUUCACACUGGAGGAGUGGAGGCUGAUGGACCCUACUCAGAGGAACCUGCACAAGGAUGUGAUGCUGGAGAAUUACAGGAACCUGGUCUCCCUGGGGCUUGCAGUUUCCAAACCAGACAUGAUAUCUCAUUUGGAGGAUGGGAAAGGACCUUGGGUGCUAGUAAGAGAAAUUCCAAGAGCUCCCUAUUCAGACUUGGAGACCAGACAGGCAACCAAGGAUGCAAUGCCAAUAGAGGACAUUUCCGAAGAUAUAACACAGAGGACCAUAGUGGUCACAGAGAAUGGUCUAUGGGAUUCCAGUUUGAGAGGAUCAUGGAAAUGGAAUAAUAGCAUACUGAGAUUGCAAAAUAGUCAAGAGAGUCAUUUGAAUCAAAGAAUAAUUACAUACAAGAAAACUCCCACUGGUCAGAGAGGCUUUAGAUUUGAGUCUGCUCUUUUCCCAGAACCCCACAGCAAAUGUCCAACACAUAAGGAAAAUUUCACAGAGAAUUUAGAUGUGGUUACAGAUACCUAUUUGGGGAAGAAAAUUUACAAGGAUACUGAAGGCAACAAAGCCAUAAGGCAGUCUUCAGAACUUACAUUGGAAAAGAAAACCAAUAAAGAAAAACCUUAUAAAUGUAGUACAUGUGAAAAAGCCUUUCGUUAUAGGUCAUUACUGAUUCAACACCAGAGAACUCACACUAAAGAAAAACCAUAUGAAUGUAAUGAAUGUGGGAAAACGUUCAGCCAGCCUUCAUAUCUUAGCCAGCAUAAAAAAAUUCACACUGGAGAAAAACCCUUUAAAUGUAAUGAAUGUGGAAAGGCCUUCAUUGCUUCUUCAUCUCUUAUGGUACAUCAGAGAAUUCAUACUAAAGAGAAACCUUAUCAGUGCAAUGUCUGUGGAAAAUCCUUCAGCCAAUGUGCCCGCCUUAAUCAGCACCAGAGAAUUCAAACUGGAGAGAAACCUUAUAAAUGUAUUGAGUGCGGGAAAGCUUUUAGUGAUAAAUCAAAACUUGCAAGACAUCAGGAAACACACACUGGAGAAAAACCCUACAAAUGUAAUGAUUGUGAUAAAGCCUUUAGGAAUAAGUCAUACCUUAGUGUACAUCAAAAGACCCAUACUGAAGAGAAACCAUAUAAAUGCAAUGAGUGUGGAAAAUCUUUCAAGAACACCACAAUUUUUAAUGUUCAUCAGAGAAUUCAUACUGGAGAGAAACCCUUUAGGUGUGAUGAAUGUGGGAAAGCCUAUAGAAGUAAUUCAAGCCUUAUUGUACAUAUAAGAACUCAUACUGGGGAAAAACCCUACGAAUGUAAUGAAUGUGGGAAAGCUUUCAACCGAAUAGCAAAUUUCACAGAACAUCAGAGAAUUCAUACAGGAGAAAAACCAUAUAAAUGUAAUGAAUGUGGGAAGGCUUUCAUUAAUUAUUCAUGCCUUACUGUACAUCACAGAAUGCAUACCGGAGAGAAACCAUAUAAAUGUAAUGAAUGUGGAAAAGCCUUCAUGCGUUCUUCAUCUCUUAUUAUACAUCAGCGAAUUCAUACUGAAGAGAAACCUUACCUAUGUAAUGAAUGUGGGGAAUCUUUCAGAAUAAAAUCACAUUUAACUGUACAUCAGAGGAUUCAUACUGGAGAGAAACCAUAUAAAUGUACUGACUGUGAGAGAGCAUUCACCAAAAUGGUAAAUCUCAAGGAGCAUCAGAAAAUUCAUACUGGAGUGAAACCCUAUACAUGUUAUGAUUGUGGAAAAUCCUUCAGGACUAAAUCAUACCUUAUUGUACAUCAAAGGACCCAUACUGGAGAAAAACCAUAUAAAUGUAAUGAAUGUGAGAAAGCUUUCACUAAUACAUCACAGCUUACUGUGCAUCAAAGAAGGCAUACUGGAGAGAAACCCUAUAAAUGUAAUGAAUGUGGGAAAGUUUUCACAAGUAACUCAGGCUUUAAUACUCAUCAAAGAACACAUACUGGAGAGAAACCAUUUAAAUGUAGUGACUGUGGGAAAGCAUUUAGCCAGAUGGUGCAUGUCACAGAACAUCAGAAAAUCCAUAGUGGAGAGAAACCUUAUAAAUGUGAUGUCUGUGGGAAAGCUUUCAGGAGGGGUUCAUACCUUACAGUGCAUUGGAGAACACACACUGGAGAAAAACCCUAUACAUGUAAGGAAUGUGGAAAAGGUUGUAUUACUCUAUCACAGCUAACUCUACAUCAGAGAAUUCAUACUGGGGAGAGACCCUAUAAAUGUGAAGAUUGUGGAAAAGCCUUCAGAACUAACUCAGAUUUUACUGUACAUCUGAGGAUGCAUACUGGAGAAAAACCCUAUAAAUGUAAUGAGUGUGGAAAAGCUUUCAGAAGUAGCUCAAGCCUUACUGUACAUCAAAGAAUCCAUCAGAGAGAAACUCAGUUAAUAUAGAGAACAAUAAAUCAUUCAAUAAGAUGUCAACUCCACAAGAAGAAUCUUAUGAACUAUAUAUUUUCAUGAAUGGAAAAAUCUUCUAGAACAAUUCACCAGAAAUACACACUGAAGAGAUAUAUUCUAUAAACUUAAUGAAUGUGGAAAAACAUUUAGCCAUAUUAAAUGUUAGAGAUUAUAGGAACAUUUACACUAAAGAAAAAUAAUGGACAAAUGAAAGCCUUCAUCUAGAUUUCAUAUUUUAUUCAUUC
Molecule: messenger RNA, 2654 nt
Organism: Choloepus didactylus (southern two-toed sloth)
Lineage: Eukaryota; Metazoa; Chordata; Mammalia; Pilosa; Megalonychidae
Product: zinc finger protein 624-like
Exons: 1
Coding region: 46-2403 (785 amino acids)
Biological process (GO): regulation of DNA-templated transcription
Source: RefSeq, a predicted model, not a curated record